Molecule: messenger RNA, 758 nt
Organism: Nelumbo nucifera (sacred lotus)
Lineage: Eukaryota; Viridiplantae; Streptophyta; Magnoliopsida; Proteales; Nelumbonaceae
Source: RefSeq, a predicted model, not a curated record
AGGGGACUACUAGGCUGACUAGCCAGCCCCAUAUCCCAAAACAGGCCGAAGCUUUCUGCGGAAAAAUCAAUGGCGGACCGAAAACCCGAGCCUGGAGAUUCUUCCUCAGAGAAAGAUAUAAAAGGACCUAAUCUGAUUGAAAGAGUGAAGGAAGAGAUAGAAGCAAUAGUGCACUCUGAGAAAUCACCACAUCAUCACAAGGAAACUCAUGGAAGAAGUGAUGAUAUAGAUGAGAACACCCCAAUUGAUGAAGUCAAAGGUCCAGGUUUCUUUGAACGGGCAAAGGAGGAGAUUGAAGCCAUUGUUGAAGCAAUUCACCCAAAAAAAGAAUCCACCRGCCAGAAAAAUUCUACUUCCUUGGGAUUCCUGCCAGAGAAAGAUGUAAAAGGACCUAAUCUGAUUGAAAGAGUGAAGGAAGAGAUAGAAGCAAUAGUGCAUUCUGAGAAAUCACCACAUCAUCACAAGGAAACUCAUGGAAGAAGUGAUGAUAUAGAUGAGAACAUCCCAAUUAAUGAAGUCAAAGGUCCAGGUUUCUUUGAACGGGCAAAGGAAGAGAUUGAAGCCAUUGUUGAAUCAAUUCACCCAAAAAAGAAUCCACCAGCCAGAAAUAAAUCUACUUACUUGGGGUAAAAAGAGAAGCUAGAUAUAAAUUCAAGGAUGUCUGUGUUCCUUUUCUGAUAAACAUUUCUCUAGAUUUAACAUAUUGUAAUUUGAAUGAUAAGAUUCAUAUAUUGAAAUUCCUUUUUUCAGCCUUUCAA